AUGACGCGCAGCGAGAUGCACGGCCCUCAACGUGUCUCACCAAACGAUGGUGUACGUCCGUCAAAUCGCCAGAAUGCAAAUCACCCGAAUGGAAGCCCCACUCGACGUGGGAAUUUCCAUGGAGGACACGGUCAUUUCAUGCAUAUAAAAGAUUUGCAAAGUCUUGCUCAAGAAUCGCAUCAGCGAUAUGAAGCACACCUGACAGCCCGAAAGCUACUUGACGCUGCCGAGGGUGCACUCAAGAAAGUCGACACCGACGUCAGCUUCAAACGACCAGAUAGAGCGUAUGUCGAAUGGCUGGUUGGCUCAGAAAUAAUACUACACAUCAUACCGAAGCAUUUGGAAAGACAUGCUGCUAUUGACUCAGAUAAAGAUAGGGCAGGCUUCAGUCGACGAUACUCGGAUCUGAGAAAACGAGUCGACUCUCAAUGUGAUAUGAUCACGGAGAUCUAUAACAAGAUUGUGGAGGACAAUGUUCAGAGUGGUGUACAGCCUCAAGAUACUAUAAAUUCAGGCAAUGUGAACUCUCAAAGAAGGGGGAUCAAUGAAAGGCCGGAUCAAAGUCCCAGACCGCUUUCGAUGCCUGAGUCUCCAGUGGCAAACGGAAGUCGAAACGACGAGCUUUUCCUUCAGGAGUCAAGAAGGCUGAUAUCUGCUUCGACCAAGCGGUCUCCUUCACCCCGAAGUAAGCCAAUAGUAAAACCGAAGCCUCAGAAUCUCCGCAUCCACACCAGUCAAGUAGCUGACGCCAUGCGUCCGGGUUUCAGAAAUGGCGACGACAUUGCCGAGAGGUUUUCUCAGCUUCGUGUUCAGCGCCCAAGCGCUUUAGACACGGUGCCUCAUGGCGGGUACAAAAGAGAUUCGGUUGGUGCAUCCUCGUCCUCUCCAGAAUCGACACCGCCUACCUCUGACACGUCGGCUCGCUCUAAUGCAACGAUAUCCUCUGAUGGGGGUGUGCCUACAUUCUCAAUGAAGCCAUUAGGACCUCGCUCAAUGCCUACAGCUUCUAUGACCCCGGCGAUCCCACCCAAGAUACCUCUGAGUCCCCUUCACAAUGAACAAUUCCAACCAUUACCGCAGCCGCCAAAACCCGCCUACGACCCUUCCAAGACCGCUAUGCUUUCUAAUAAUACGACAAAGCCUUCUCUGAACCGUAAAGCUAGCAUUAUCGGAAUAGAGGAAAGAAAUUCACGAUCUCCUCAACGCCAUUCGGGACAUCAGACGUUAGCCAAUGGCAUCGUUUUACCUGCUAGGUCUAGUAGCAUGCAACCGCCUCAAACAACAAUCUCGGCAACGGAAUUGUACAAGCAAUUCCAGAAAUCUAAUGUUCUUGUAAUAGACGUCAGGACUCGUGAAGUCUUUGACUCCGGUCAUAUUUUCGCAAAGAAUAUCAUAUGCGUCGAGCCUGUGGGUAUGACACAUGGCAUGUCUGCCGAGGAAUUGGAAGAAAGAUUAGUCAACUCGCCAAGCGCAGAAUUGACUUUGUUUGGCAAGAGACAUGAGUUUGACCUGGUAGUUUACUAUGACCAGCGGACUAGUACAGAUGCAUUUCUGGUAGGUCCUCCAAGUCGGACUGAGGCAACCCAUCUCCGAACGCUUCACGACACUUUGUUCGAGUUCGAUGAUUACAAGCCCCUCAGAAAACGGCCCCUGGUGCUUUCAGGCGGCCUAGACGCUUGGGUUGACUUAUUGGGAUCCCAUUCUUUAGAGACAUCCCGGACAACUGCAAUCACACAGUCGAAAAGCCUUCAAAGUUCGUCGAGGAAACCAGCCAGACCAAUUGGACGGGUACCGCCAGCUAGUGCCAAUUCAAGCCUUGAAGUGCGAAGACGUAGACUGAAGGAACAGAAAACUCUCAACGCAGACGAAGAGCGUCGAUGGCUCGAAAAGGCGCAAAACGAGGAAGUUAAUCCUGCAGACUAUCAAGCGGAUCAAAGCGACAGCGAGAUAGAUCAACAGGGCGAAGAACCUCCUUCCCCAUUUGUACAUUCGUACGAGGACUUUUUGAGAAGGUUCCCUGAGCCAGCUUCGGCGCACCCACACUCGUAUCCACCGCCACCACCACCUAUUAUUCAAGCGCGUUCACAAGAUUCCCUCGAGUCAUUACCAAGCGUACCUUCACGCCCAGCUCCUGCUAUACCACGUCCGAGCUACAGUGGUGUCUCGAACAGAGAAUCAACUUUAUACUCGCCCAUAUCUCGACAAACAUCGGCUACUCAGCAGCCUUUGUAUACGUCCAGAUCCGUAUCACACUAUCGAAAACUACCUCGCACUGGUCUCGUCAAUUUUGGUGUCACGUGUUACAUGAACGCAACCAUACAAUGUCUUCUGGCCACAAUCCCAUUAUCUCAGUUCUUUCUCUCGGAUCGUUGGAGGGAUCUCACAGUAAAGAACUGGAAAGGCUCAAAUGGUAUCCUGCCGAGUCAUUUUGCAAAUCUGAUACGCAGUCUCUGGAAAGACGAAGAUCGAGCAAUUCGUCCCGGCUCUCUUCGCAAUUUCUGUGGUCGGUUGAAGGACGAUUGGGGUAUUGAUCGGCAACAAGACGCAAAGGAGUUUUUUGAUUUCCUUGUAGACUGCCUGCACGAAGACUUGAACCAAAGAUUUAAUCGGACUCCACUGGAUACUCUAUCGGAACAACAAGAACGGAUACGUGAAAGCUUGCCAUUUCGCAAGGCGGCUAAGAUGGAGUGGGAACGGUAUGCCCAUCGCGAGUAUUCCUAUAUUGCAGACUUAUUCGCCGGUCAACAUGCCUCCAGGAUACGCUGUACCACGUGUAACAGUACCUCGACGACUUUCGAGGCCUUUUACAGUAUUUCCGUCGAAAUACCACGAAGUAGCCUACGGCGCGGUUCAUUAUCACUCCACGAUUGCCUGAAAUCAUACUGUCAAGAGGAGAAAUUAUCCGGCGAUGAGGUUUGGAAGUGUCCUCAUUGCAAGAAGGAAAGAGAGGCCACGAAGAAGAUCACCAUCACACGAGCUCCGCAGUUCCUCGUGGUGCAUUUCAAGCGCUUUGAGAUGCGGAAAGGAGACGCCAAGAAAGUCCACACGCCAAUCGAUUUCCCCUUGCACGGCCUGGAUCUGGGGAACUACAUGGCUCGUGACGACGCCUCCGUUCGAAAUCAGCCAAAUGAGUCUAUGGACAUAGCAAUGACACCUCCAUACAUAUACGACUGCUACGCCGUCAUGCGACAUAUUGGUAAUACCCUGAGCGGUGGCCACUACAUUUCUAUGGUACGAGAUGCGGCAAGAAGCUGCUGGCGAAAGUUUGACGACGAGAAAGUCAGUGAUUUUGAUCCGAGUAAGCUGAAGGGAGAUAGGAUUUUGCAAAGUGCGGAAGCCUACCUGGUAUUUUACGGACGGGCAGCAGCUCGAUGA
Molecule: messenger RNA, 3375 nt
Organism: Bacidia gigantensis
Lineage: Eukaryota; Fungi; Ascomycota; Lecanoromycetes; Lecanorales; Ramalinaceae
Exons: 3
Coding region: 1-3375 (1124 amino acids)
Biological process (GO): protein deubiquitination
Cellular component (GO): cytoplasm
Molecular function (GO): cysteine-type deubiquitinase activity
Source: RefSeq, a predicted model, not a curated record